AUGAAGAUUCCUUUUGAGAUGUAAGCAUUAAGUAAUAUCAUAAAGGAAAAAAUUUAAACCAAUUGCUGAACAUACUAUCAGAAUUGUAGAAUUAUAAAAUUAGCAUGUUUCUAUUAAGUAAAAUUUCCAUCAUAUCUAGUUCAUAAAUAAUUUGUUCCAAAUAUUUAUGGUUAUCAUUCAAACUAUAAUUUAAGAUAAUUUUUUUAGAUUAUGAAAAAUAAGUAAAUCUAAAAUAAUUAUCUAAGAAUUUCUUCAUAGUUUUAUAAUAGGGCAUCAUUUUGGAUCUAAGUUUGUUGAACUCAGGGUUUUUUUUUAAAAUAUAGAGACUUAUAUUUUUUAGAUAAUUCAGUUUGGCCAUGGAGAAAUGAUUUAGAAAACGGAGACUUUGAAAGAACAUAUCUAAAAUGCUUUUAGGAGUCUAAACCACUUCAACAUUUUAAAUUAAAUAUUUGAAGGAAUUGAAAAUAUUGUUACUAAUGAUAUAAUAUUUUAUUAGUAGGGAAACAUUAUUAAUGGAUAAAAUGAACGCUUAGCUCUAUAAGAGUAUAUCAUAAUUUAUAAUUUAGAAAAUUUAAUUCAUUUUAAGAUUUUAGAUUUAUAUAGAAUUAAGUAAUGAUUUAGACUUAAAUGUUUGGUAUCACAUUUCAUUGGAUUUCGUUUGUUACAACAAAAAUUAUAAUAAAAACAAAAUUUAUUUUAAUGGAUUCAAGAAAUCUAGUUUUUUAUUUUCUUUGGAAUUAAUAAUAGAUCAAAGAGUUUUAGCAAUAAAAUUAAUUAAACAAAUCAAAAAGAGGAUAGUAACCAUUAAAACUUUUUUUUUAUGAUGUAUAAGGGUGAAAGAUUUACAAUAAUUGAUUAUUCUUUUAAUUUUCUUGAAUCAAAGGGCAAUCCAAAUUGGAAGCAUAGGCGAAUAAUAAAAAAAUUGAAGUUUUCUUAAUACCUUUAAUUGAGAUUGUUGGAAUUUCUUACGAUGAGCACAAUAAUCUAUAAUUUUAAUAAGAUUAUUUUUUAGUUAUGAGAUUUGAGCUCUAUUAAAAAUUGGAUAUAUGGUCACAUUAACAUCAUAUAACUGUUCUAGAAUACAAGGAAUGUACAAAAUUAAUAACUUAAUUAAAUAAAAUACUAUUUCAAAAAUAUUUGGAAUUAAAAAGUGCUGCUUUGGAGUAUUAAACAAAAAGAAGAUUGCAAAAUCAAUAAAAGUUAUCAUUUCUACUUAGAAUAUUAAACUAUUUAUAUUAAGUUUAUUAAUCUAUGUGA
This is a messenger RNA of Paramecium pentaurelia, 1257 nucleotides long. The record is from the annotation of a GenBank genome assembly. Lineage: Eukaryota; Ciliophora; Oligohymenophorea; Peniculida; Parameciidae.